AUGACCAGAGGCGCCCGCGGAGGGACAACCGGGAUCGCCCUCGCCCGAGCCAGAGCCAGCCCUGGCCCCUGGCCGCGCGCGCGGCCUUCUUUCUGGCCCGCAUCCACCGCAGCGGCGGCCGCCGCUGCGAAGACUGCGGCCGCGCGACGCCUCCACGAGCAUACGAUCGAGCGCCCGGAGGGGCUCGGGCUGAGUGCCGUCGCGAGACCUCGGCACGCCUGCGCACGCCUGCGCACGCGGCAGAGCGACAGCGGCACCACCCUCGUCGGGCGCCGACGAAGCGUGCUCGCGGGUCGCCGCUCCGUCGACCGACGGCCGAGACACUUGCUCCGACGCCGCCCCGCCCCCGCCCCGCCGGCCAAGGAGCUUCGCUCCUCCAGAGCACCCACGGAGGACAAAUUGCUCCUCAGCAGUGCGACGCCGAGCUGGAGGCUCGGCCGGGAGCUCGCGCGGGCGCGUGGAGCUUUCCGCUCGGGCCAGCAGGAAACGGGCGCCCCGCACAGCGACGCCCGCCGUAGAGUGCCGAGAGCUCGGCUCGACGCGAGCGCCGAGGAAAAGCGAUCGGCUCCCAAGCAGUGGGACGCCGAGCUGGAGGUUCGGGCGGGAGCUCGCGCGAGCACAUAG
Emiliania huxleyi CCMP1516 is the source of this 624-nucleotide messenger RNA. RefSeq lists its product as hypothetical. NCBI's taxonomy places the organism in Eukaryota, Haptophyta, Isochrysidales, Noelaerhabdaceae. Bases 1 to 624 code for a protein of 207 amino acids. The record is from RefSeq and is a predicted model, not a curated record. The transcript has 2 exons.